AUGCCCCCAGGCCUAGGGGACAGAAGCUUCUGUUCGUGGGGACUCCUUUUGUGGCUCAGCAUUGGAAGUGCAGGAGACGCACCUCCUAUCCCACAGACAAAGUGCACUGACUUCCAGAAUGCUAAUCUUCUCCAAGGCACCAAUCUCAAAGUCCAGUUUCUCCUCUUCACCCCUUUGGAUCCUAGCUGUGGUCAGCUACUGCAGGAAAGUAGUGACAUCCAAAAGUCUGGGUUCAAUGCCUCUCUGGGAACUAAACUAAUCAUCCAUGGAUUCAGGGCUUUAGGUACAAAGCCUUCUUGGAUUGAUAAAUUCAUCGGUGCCCUUCUUCACGCAGCAAAUGCUAAUGUGAUUGCUGUGGACUGGGUUUAUGGCUCUACGGGUAUCUACUUCUCAGCCGUGCAGAAUGUGGUUAAGCUGGGCCUAGAGAUCUCCCGUUUCCUCAAGAAACUACUGGUAUUGGGUGUGUCGAAGUCCUCAAUCCACAUCAUUGGUGUUAGCCUGGGAGCCCACGUUGGGGGCGUGGUGGGAUAUUUCUACGAAGGCCAGUUAGGACGGAUCACAGGCCUGGACCCCGCUGGACCAGAGUACACCAGAGCCAGCCUGGAGGAGCGCCUGGACCCUGGAGAUGCCCUCUUUGUGGAGGCCAUCCACACAGACACUGACAAUGCGGGUAUUCGGAUUCCUGUUGGACACGUGGACUACUUCGUCAAUGGAGGCCAAGACCAACCUGGCUGUCCCACCUUCAUUCAUGCAGGUUACAGUUACCUGAUCUGUGAUCACAUGAGGGCCGUGUACCUCUACAUCAGUGCCCUGGAGAAUUCCUGUCCAUUGAUGGCCUUUCCCUGUGCCAACUACAAGGCCUUUCUUGCUGGAAAAUGUCUGGAUUGUUUUAACCCCUUUCUGCUUUCCUGCCCAAGGAUUGGGCUGAUGGAACAAAGUGGUGUUAAGAUACAGCCGCUUCCCAAGGAAGUGAAAGUGUACCUCCGGACUACUUCCAUGGCUCCGUACUGUGUGCAUCACAGCCUCGUGGAGUUUUACUUGCAGGAGCCAAGAAAGAAGGAUACCUGUAUCUCCAUCACCUUCCUUAGCAGCAAUGUUACUUCCUCGGUCGAGAUCACCAUACCUAGACAGCAACUCCAGGGGAGAGGAAUCAUAGCUCACACCAACGCACAGUGCCAGAUAAACCAAGUGAAAUUCAAGUUUCAUUCUUCCAACCUAGUUUGGAAAAAAGACAGGACUACUAUUGCUGGAAAGUUCUGCACUGCUCCUUUGCCAGUCAAUGACAACAAACAGACUGUCUGCUUACCUGAGCCAGUGAACUUACAAGCGAGUGUGACCGUUUCUCAUGACCUGAAACUAAAGUGUGUAUAG
Molecule: messenger RNA, 1371 nt
Organism: Puma concolor (puma)
Lineage: Eukaryota; Metazoa; Chordata; Mammalia; Carnivora; Felidae
Gene: PLA1A
Product: phospholipase A1 member A
Biological process (GO): lipid catabolic process
Molecular function (GO): glycerophospholipid phospholipase A1 activity
Source: RefSeq, a predicted model, not a curated record